AUGGGGGUUGCCAAUUCUUUGGCGGCCGUCAAAAUAGGUGGCGCCCGCCAAAUUGAAUGUACGAUCAAUGGAUUAGGCGAGAGGGCUGGCAACACAUCACUUGAGGAAGUUGUCAUGGCCAUCAAAACACGCCAAGAUUACUUCAAUGUUAACGUCGGCAUAGAUACAGCUCAGAUUGUCCCUAGCUCUAAGCUCAUCUCACAAAUUACAGGAUUUGUUGUUCAACCGAAUAAAGCGAUUGUCGGUGCAAAUGCGUUUGCUCACGCUUCUGGCAUUCAUCAAGAUGGAAUUUUAAAGGCCCGUGAUACUUAUGAAAUUAUGCGUGCUGAAGAUGUCGGCUGGAGCGCUAAUAAAAUUGUUCUUGGUAAGUUGUCAGGUAGGAAUGCCUUUAAGCUAAGAACUCAAGAACUUGGUAUUGAGCUAAGCGGUGAAGCGGCACUUAAUGAAGCUUUUGUCAGGUUUAAAGACUUGGCAGACAAGAAGUCAGAAAUUUAUGACGAAGAUAUCAUGGCUCUUUUUUCUGAUUCAUUAGAAUCUAGCCAGUUUUAUCAAUUUGUGUCAUUAUCUCAACACUCUGAAACUGGCGAACAACCAUCUGCCACCGUGACAAUCAGCGAAGGUAAUCAAGAAGUCACGACGCAAGCGCACGGUAAUGGCCCUGUUGAUGCAGCGAUGAAUGCGAUUGAAAAACACGUUCAGAGCAAAGCAGAACUGAUUUUGUAUUCUGUCAAUGCCAUCACCACAGGAACUCAGUCACAAGGUGAAGUGACUGUUAGGCUUGCAAAAGGUGGGCGCAUCGUCAAUGGUGUUGGCACUGACCCUGACAUUGUUGCUGCAUCUGCCAAAGCAUACUUGGCAGCACUUAACAAACUCCACUCUGAAACUGAAAAAGUCAGUGCACAAGGUAUCUAA
Darwinula stevensoni is the source of this 912-nucleotide messenger RNA. NCBI's taxonomy places the organism in Eukaryota, Metazoa, Arthropoda, Ostracoda, Podocopida, Darwinulidae. The record is from the annotation of a GenBank genome assembly.